Fusarium keratoplasticum is the source of this 5976-nucleotide messenger RNA. RefSeq lists its product as uncharacterized. The coding region runs from base 1 to 5976 and encodes 1991 amino acids. The transcript has 4 exons. The record is from RefSeq and is a predicted model, not a curated record. NCBI's taxonomy places the organism in Eukaryota, Fungi, Ascomycota, Sordariomycetes, Hypocreales, Nectriaceae.
AUGUCUACGGACCUCGUCCUCAGCCGAGGUUGUCGCCACAACGAUUGGUGGUCCAUUCCCCAGACCUCUGUUGAAUUCUGUAGAAGCUGCGGAUUUUCCCUCAUCUAUGCUGCCAGUCGCCCUUCUAAAGACGUCUACGCUGAAGUUCAGGUGCAACCUCGUCCUCAAGACACGUUCGAUCCGGCGCGGGUCACACCGUCUGGUGCCCGCAGCUACCAGUACCAGCCUCUAGAUCUUACGAAUGGGCGCCAGAUUCGUGUUCUCGUGCUUAAGGCGGGAAGGCUCGAAGAUCCUCUCCAGUGCGAAUUGGAACAUGUCAACCUGCAGCAGGGGCCCAUCUACGAAGCGCUUUCGUACACCUGGGCCGACGAUAAAGGUGAUAACUCAAUCAGCAGAGCAAUACAAUGCGGCUAUGAUGGUCAGUUCAUCGGCAUCACCAGUAACUGCGAGUUAGCUCUCUUGCGCCUUCGCAAACAAGAUGUGGAUCGUCGACUGUGGGUUGACGCCGUGUGCAUUGAUCAGUCCAACAUCUUGGAGCGGAAUCACCAGGUCAAGAAUAUGAUUGCCAUUUUCCGAAGCGCAAUUCGUGUUGUGGUCUUCUUGGGUGAAGGAAAUCCCAUUCUCGACCGACUAGUAGACUACAUGAGCAAUGACACUGGCGGCCAGUUACCACAGGUCACGGACUUUAUCUCUCUGUUUCGAAGCCGGUGGUUCCAUCGAGUGUGGGUGCUACAGGAGGUUGCUGUGGCCAAGAGCAUCUUGGUCAUGUAUGGAAUGAAGCAAAUGAGCUGGGUGGACUUGAUUAAGCAUGGAAAUCUCUUCUUACGACUUAUGGCGGCUCGCAAUCUCUCUUUGGUGCUGCCUCCAGUCAUAUCUUACGGCCUACGACAGACGGAGGCGGGAGACCGCCGAUUGAAAGGGCGCUCGGAUCUCUUGUCCUUGUUGCAAGUCUCGCGGAAUUGUGCCUGCAAGGAUGCUCGAGACAAGGUGUAUUCCAUCCUGGGACUCCUACAAGAGGAGCCGGUGCUAUCACUACAAGCGGAUUAUUCACCCUCCACCACAGCUGGCUGGGUGUUUCUGCAAGUUGCUGCCUGGCAUGUCGAUACCACCAAGACCUUGGAGAUUCUCUCACAAGUGGACGGAACAUCAGCAUUAAACAUGCCAUCGUGGGUUCCGGACUGGACGAGAAAAUCUCCAACUGCUUUGCCGCCACAAUUCAAAGUGCCCCAAGAAUUCUCUGCUCCCUGGAUCAGGGCCUUAAAUAACCAGACCCUACGUUCAACGGCCAGGCUUAGUUACCCCCUGGGAUGUGUGCUCGAAGUUACUGGACGAAGGUACGGUACCGUCUGGACAGACAGGAAGAUCUUUGGCAAAGCUCUGGUUCUUCCAGGCAGCGCCGGCAGAGCUACCGACAGCAACAAAUCGGACCCGCACGUUCCUAGCCCGUCCUCGAUAAACGACAAUAUUCACUGGCUACUUAACCCGUCUCAGAAUCCGGGGACUCGGCGCUGCGACGGAAGGCUGGACUUCUGGGGUCGAAUCCUUUCGUUAUACCACGGUGCCACCCCUUCUGGUGACUUCAAGGUCGACGAUACAGUUUUCCGCGCGGACAUACCGCCAGCCUUUGGUGGAUUCUGCUCGAACUGUUUCGAGAUGGACCAGAUGCACUGGCAAAGAAUCAAGCGGGCUAUGAAGCUUGACGUGAAUCAGGCGACUGACCAGGCAACCAAGCAAGCUAUGGCUUCCUGGGAUACGGCCAAAUGGGUUAGCGAGAACACCAUCAGUCAAACUACGAAGGACACGAUAAAAAAUGUUUUGGAGCAAGCGACUAAGGAUGCAGCUGGGGAGGCGAUCAGACAGGUUAUGAUAGACUCGAAUUGGGUCACCUGGGCCAACAAGAUGGCUAUCAGUAAGUCCAUCCAUCAGUCUAUCAGGCAAGCCAUUGAGCGGGCCAUGGCUAUGACCAACCAACCUUUUCCCGACCGGGCUAUCCAGCAGGCCACCGACCAGCAUGCUGAAGUGGUCGAACAAGCCGUCAAUCGUACUAUUGAACUGGCCAAUAAGAAGGUGACAUGCUGUUGCAUGUCUCAAUCACCAUCUCCGGGGCACUUUGACAAAGAUGAGUUGGACAACUUCAUCACAAACAUGAGCCAAUACGGCAUGGGCCGUAGGAUAUUCGGUACGGAUCACUCGCUUGGCCUCGGCCCGACGGAACUUGAAGACUGGGAUGAGUCCGCAACCGCAUACGUCCCGGUUCCUUGGAUCAGAGAACAGCUACUCCGACGCAAAGGUCUCCAGCUUCAUCAGGUAGCUGGUAUUUUCCAUGAUCAAUCCAUUCUCAACUCCUUCGCCAUCGCUGAGACGCUCGUUGAGCAAGACCGAUUUGAUGAGGCAGAGGAAAUCCUGCAAACCAUCAUCCGGGGCCAACGGGCAGCUGCGGUGCACGACAAAGCAAUAGAGCUCCUUGGUUCUCUCUACAAGACAUGGUAUCACCGUCUGUUCCUCGACGACGUUGUUGUGCUUCCCGACAAUGUUGAUGUCGAAGCAACGAGGAUAUUGGAAUCCUUUAUUUCUCUCCACCUUGAACUCUCAGAUAUGCCAUCGGCGUCAUGUCUGGACAAUCUUGGCAGGGUGCUGGCUUGGGCGGGCCUGGACAAGGACGCCGAGCAAGCUAUGUCCUUCAAGAUGCUGCUUCUCAGAAUGAAGAGCGAAGACGGGACUCAAGAGUCAUUCGGAUGCUGCGAUAUCUGCAGCCAGAACAUACCCUUGGAGGUGGCGUAUUUCUGCCGCAUGUGCGAGAGCAUGAAUGUGUGCCAACGUUGCUAUGAUGCGAACCUUGGAAAUGCAGCCUGCAACUUGUCCAGCUGCUUUCCACAUCUCAUCAAAGUGGCGCCUGAAAAAACCACCGAAAACAUUGCUGGGCGAAUAAAGGCCUGGCUUCCCCCUCUCUUGGAUACUGUCCGGUCUUGGAACUUGGAAACAGGAGCCGAGAAGGAAAGGAUGUCUCCAAAACGACUCUUCUCGUCUGACGACUUGCAGACAGCGGUGCGAUUGUGCGACGAUGUCGAAGCGGACGACCGUGACUUCAUCAGUCUACUUUCAGUUCUUCACGCUGUCCUGAUGCAGAGCGUCCAGACAGAUGAGUUCAAGACACUGUUCCAGGCUCAGGAAGGUCCGAAUGUGCUUUCUACCAUCGGUCUACUAGCCAUGGUUAGCAACACGCGGUCUGGACUUACUCUGAAGUAUCAGGAUGCAUUUUGCGGUGAUGGCUUCGAUGAGUGGGAUGUUCCCAGUCUGCUCCCCGCAGAAGCCGAAAAUCUCGACUUGGAAGAUAGCGAGAUGGCGGACGAAUACGGACAGUCUCUUGCUCAGGUGGCUGCCCGCGUGAUCCAGCUGGCACGUCCGAAAGACAGGAAAUCACUUGAGCCAACCAAAGACAUCCGAGACAGCAACUCAGACGUCAACAAAUGCAAAGCCCUACAGAAGAGGCGUUCUAUUCCACAAGAACUCUACGGCGCUUUGAACCUCCACUCAAAUCCCGAUGCAAUCCGCCUCGUUGAACUGCUUCCUGGGACGGGCAAGGAUCCUAUUCGAUGCAAUUUGCGCAUCGAAUCCCGAGCCGAUGAGCAACUCUCGUACCAGGCGCUGUCGUACGUCUGGGGCAAUCCAAAACCAGAGGACCUGGUCAACAUCGAACUUGGUGGUCAGCCGGCGUCCGUCACGCCCAAUCUUUACUCUGCGCUCUCAUAUCUACGUCUCGCAUCGGCGUCAAGACUCCUCUGGAUUGACGCUCUGUGCAUCAACCAAGCAAAUGUCGAAGAGAGGAAUUCACAGGUUGCCAAGAUGGCCACGAUCUACCAGAGAGCUUCUGCUGUUCUGAUAUUUCUCGGCGAGGAGGAGAGUAACAAGAAGCGCAGCGAGAAUCUAUCCUACGCUGACUUGUUUACAUUCCUCAACCGAGAUGUGGACAUUUACGGUAUCCACGAAGAUGAGGAUUACGACAAAAAAGAACAAGAACAGCGACGGUUCAGGCAGGCGCUUCAGGAGACAGGCGUUCGGAAGGUUUCCUUGCUCCGGACCUUCUAUCAUCUUUGUUCCAGAGAAUGGUGGAACCGUCUAUGGAUCCUGCAGGAGUAUGCCAUCGCUUCGACGGACCCUAUCUUCAUGCUCGGAACCUGGCAAACAAGCGGAAGUGCUCUAUUGAGAGACAUGGACAUGCUCGCAAACGAACAUCGAAGAGCGUUCAGACAGGAGGAAACAAGGAUCCUCCUUUACAACUCUACGCCCUACUAUCCCAUGACGCAGGCGUCAGGCGUGCUCAAUUGCCGUCCAGCCAGGACUGACGGAUUUGAGUACAAGUCUUGGCUGUAUCCGCUGCUCCUCUCGACCCAUUCUUGGUGCAUGGACCGUCGCGAUAUUAUCUAUGGACGCCACGCUCUGAUGCAUCCUGUGUUGCAACAACUCCUAGGGCCGGAUUACAGCCUCACCACAGAGGAGUUAUACGAAAAGGUGGCCAUUUGGCUUCUCAUGUUUGAGAGAGGCGUCAGCAUGUUUUGGGACUUCCCGGUACGUCUGUCGCCCGACUUGCCAUCGUGGGUUCCCGACUUCUCCAGGCCAAGACGAAUGUCCGAGGUGGACAUGAAAUGGGAAGUCUAUGAAGAGAAACUCUGUUUCGAUCCCUAUCCGACCAUCUACAAUGGUGAAAUGGCCCUCUACGGCCGUCCUAUCGACACCAUCAAGGAGGUGUUCCAGCUACGCCCACAAUCAGAAGACUUUAGGGCCGACCUGGUCCGAAGACUCUGGUUCUUGGAUAUUGGCCUUGCGACUCUUGGUCCUCGUUAUCCGCUGUGGCAGCGACAUUUCUUAUCUGCAAAGCUCCCCGGGAUGUACGCUGAGCAGCCUUUGCAUGCAUGGUGUACGAGUGCGGAGUCCAGCCGGGACACCAGCUCCCCGGCAUUUCUCCUCGACAGUGUAACCAUGAAAAUGUUGGAAGAGGUCAUCCAUAGUGUUGUCAGCCCUGUGAAGGAAAAGGUGGACAGAGAGAAGGCCAUUGCAGACUGUAUGGCCCCCAUCAUGGGCAAAACAGGCAAGACAUCACCCGCCUUUGAGAGGGCUCGUGAUAGCCUCAAACGGCUCUCUCUGAAGCUGGGCUCCAUCAAGGCGUUUCUCCUGAACACGAAUACUACUCAUCCCGACUUUCUCGGAGCGGCAUUCUUCGACUUUGACCGUUUAGCCGAGAGCCUGAAGUGUCUACGCACGCCAUCUUUGGACGAGCCGACUGGCAUAGAUGCCCCUCAGCGCAGGUUUGUCAAGGCCAUACUUGAGAGAGUACGAGUAGGCACACACAGUGGUGGCACCAGGCCUCGCAACGGAGACAUGAAAAACGGCCACACCAAGGACCCCGCCAGUCCCUUCCCCGGACUUCCGCUACCGAACUAUGGGGUCAUUCAAAGCUGGGUCGAGAAUGAUACCGCAUUCGCAGAAGAAGUGGAGCUUAUUUCUACCCUGCUCCUUCAGAUUGCAUGCAGGGCCAAGGAGAGCGACUGUGACAUGUUUCAAGACACAUUCAAUGAGUUGGAACAAAUCACGAUACUCGACUUCCUCGAGGACACAAAGCUGAAGGAUUGGGUUGCCACCUUCAACAAACUCAGGCAACAGUACUCGAGUCGUUCCAGCAUUCGGAGGAGUGUAGUUCGCUCUGAGGGUGCCCGGUUGUUUGAAGACCGGACAUUUUUUGUCACAAAUUCAGGCUUGGUCGGCGUAUCAGGGAAUGGCACCGAGGGUGUUGCCGUCGGCGAUGAGGUCAUCAUGUUGGACGCCGCACCCAUGCCCAUGGUUCUUCGAGGUGGUAAGGGCAGUGGAAAGACGCAGCACGAAAUUGUCGGAUACGCUCAUGUACGGGGACUGGAGCCGUCCAAGGUUUUGGACCUGCCUGAGCAGUGGUGGCCAGACCUGCGGCUAUUCAAGAUUGUGUAG